AUGGCAUACGACCCAGCUAUGCCAUGGAUCUUGUGGAAAUCUUGGCAAACUUUAACGGAUGGUGCGAUAUCCAGCAAAUCAGAUUGUUUGUGUGCUGCGCCGUAA
Messenger RNA from Sclerotinia sclerotiorum 1980 UF-70, 105 nucleotides. RefSeq lists its product with no specific name. Bases 1 to 105 code for a protein of 34 amino acids. The transcript is spliced from 2 exons. NCBI's taxonomy places the organism in Eukaryota, Fungi, Ascomycota, Leotiomycetes, Helotiales, Sclerotiniaceae. The record is from RefSeq and is a predicted model, not a curated record.